Cyprinus carpio (common carp) is the source of this 4009-nucleotide messenger RNA. RefSeq lists its product as uncharacterized. The record is from RefSeq and is a predicted model, not a curated record. Lineage: Eukaryota; Metazoa; Chordata; Actinopteri; Cypriniformes; Cyprinidae.
UAUAGUGUUUUUUUUUUUUUGUAACUGUUAGUAUUUUUUUAAUCAUUGUACUUUAUUUUGUAAAAAGAAGAAAAUACGUAAUUCUUUUAUAUCUUAAUUUUGUCAGUAUCCAGUUAAAUGUACGAUUUUAAAAUAUAUGUUAGUGAAUGCGUAUUGAACAUUGUAAUUAACAUGUUUUUUUGUUUUCUGUGUGCGUUUGUCCCAACCUGUCCUGUCCUUUCCUGUCCGUACCUUGAUAUUUUCAUUCAAAUCUUUAUCUUGCUUACUAAUUUAAACUCAUGCCUCUGUUCUUUUCCAUUCUUUCUCUUCCAACUGACAACUGGCCACGCUCAUGCUACUGCAUUUCUUUGCUACUAACCUUUUUUGCACCUAAACUACGCUUGCCAACGCAUCUUUGAAAAGCGGUCAGAAAAAUUACCCAAAUACUGAUCUCUGAUCACCUCUGAAUCAAAAACACUUGAUAUUGCAAAGAGAAAUCUUUGACUCUGAAACGUAAUCUGAAAAAACAGUGGUGAAACAACACCAUGCCAAGAAAAGGAAAGAGGAGUGAAUCUCAGAAACAGCGCAGAAAGCUUGAAGCUGCAUCAGAUGUUAGCAGUACCAACUCUGUGUCAGGUAUGAAUGAUGCACAACCGUAUGUUUUGUCUGUUAGGGCAUCACAUUGUCAAACUGAUCCUAGGUACAACCUUUACUCGCGAGGCCGCCAGUGUACUUGCAAUUCUUUAAUCUUCCUAGCAGUCCAUCAAGAAUGUAAUGAGCUAAGCAGUAGUGAUUUAGACAACAUUUUACAGAAAGGUGAUGCAGUUUACACUAGAGUUAAACAAACACUGCAGAGCACAGGACAAUUUGUGCAUAACUUUUUAAGCUUUGAUGAGCUACCGAGCACAGUGGAGAUAAAUUCAGAGUUGUAUACCAUCAUAAAACAUCCUAGGAGGUUCGGAUUUCUAAGAGAUACACCUGCACUAGGUGAUUAUGAAAAUCUUGCAAACACACUGCAAUGUCUCAGAAGUGAUGUGAGCGAUGCUUUGCUGUUAAGUGGACAUUCAUGUAUUGCUGUGUUUAGAGAUCAGUCAGGGAGGUUUGGUUAUUUUGAUUCACAUUGCAGAACAAUUGACGGCAUGAUUACUGAUGAAGACACAGGUACGGCUUUAAUGCUGACGUUUUCCUCUUUAGAAGAUUUGAUAGAGAGAUUGCUAUUAGUGUUGCAAGCAGAUUUGAUCUUAGGAGACCAAGAUCAGUUUGAUCUGUUACCUGUAUCAUUUGUAAAUACAUUAAUGCAAAGUUGUGUACAUACUCAGCAUUGUGUGACCAGCCCUGAGCUUGAAAGGAAUACACAGCCAUCUGUCUCUCCUGAGAACACAGGUCUAAACAAGAAUCAACGGUUGCCUGACAUUUCACAACUUCAAGAUUCAGUUCAACAGCUACAUGAGGAAAUGUUCAGCCAAGUUUCAUCAACUAAGACAAACUUAAAUGAGCAGUCAAAGAAACUGAACAAGAUUCGAAAGAGAAAGGCUUAUAAUAUAAAAUGGCGCAAAGACCUAGCACAAAAGAAAAACGCAAAUGAGAAAAAACCGACUUUACAUAAAGUCUAUGACUAUAAAAAAAGUAACCAAUACAGGCAAAUACAUAAAGAAGCUAUGAAGAAGACCUAUUGGAAUAAUAUGAUUUACAGGGAAAAACACAAACAAGCAAUGCAACACAAAUAUAGAAAUAUUGAUGAAUACAGAGAGAGAGAAAAGGCGAGGUUUACCAGCAAUUACAGGAAUAUUGCUAAAUUUAGAAAAAGUAAAAAAAACUAUAUGAUUCAAAAUUAUAGGAAUAAACAAUUCAGAGAGAGGCAAAAGAGCUACAUAAAUGAACAGUACAGGAAUGACGAGCAAUUCAGAGAGAGGAAAAAGAGAUACAUAAAUGAACAGUACAGGAAUGACGAGCAAUUCAGAGAGAGGAAAAAGAGCUACAUAAAUGAACAGUACAGGAAUGACGAGCAAUUCAGAGAGAGGAAAAAGAGUUUACAUAAAUGAACAGUACAGGAAUGAUGAGCCAUUCAGAGAGAGGAAAAAGAAAUGUAUAAAUCAAAAGUACAGGACCAAUGCUAAAUGUAAUGAACAGCACAGGAGACAUAUUGUUGAAAGAUAUUUAAAAGACCCCAUUUUUAAGCAAAGGAAAAAAGACCAUUAUACAAAUCAGUGCAGAAAUGAUUCUGAGUUCUAUGAGAAAAGGAAAUUAAAUUGGAAUCACCGAUAUCACAAUGAUGUACAGUUUAGGACCCGCCAAAAAAUGUAUUACUUAUUUAAAGUACAAAAAAAAAGAUCCGCUCUUAACGAAAUGAGCAAGAUUCAAUGUGCACAACGCAUUCAGGGGAAAUACAGAAAAAUGGAUCUUAUGCGCCAGCAUAGAAACACACAACAAAAUAGCCAGUCUGACAUAAUACAAGAUCCAGUAGUUUUAAGAGCUUUAAAUACUUUUAGAGAUGUUGUUAAAAAAGGACCAACAUAUGUCUGCACAUGCUGUGCCAGAGUGCUCUUCUCAAACCAAGUACGUCUUUGUGAUCGUGACCGAUAUCAAAAGAAUCCAACAGUUUCUUCACUUUGCUUAAGUGGAAACCAUGUCCACAUCUGCUCUGACUGCCCUGAUCAAUGUGCCUUAGAAAACAGGAAAACAGAAUGGAUCUGUCACUGUUGCCAUACAACCUUGAUGAGAGGUUUCAUGCCAGAUAUCGCUGUAGCUAAUAUGCUUCAGUUCACUCCCAUUCCUGCUGAACUCAGUGAUUUGAAUAUUCUUGAGAGACAUGUUAUUGCAAAGUACAUUCCCUUUGCUAAAAUUAUCACGCUUCCGAAAGGUCAACAGAGAGCUAUAAAAGGAGCCGUAAUAUCAGUUGCAUCUGAAGUGGAAACAACAGUAAAUAGUUUACCAAGACCAAGAACUGAAGCUCAGAUGCUAACAGUGAAGCUAAAAAGACGUCUGGGGUACAAAGGUCACUAUCAGUUUCAGACUGUGAAUAUGCAUAAAGUUUUGUCUGCUUUAAGAAAACUAAAAGAAAUUCAUUCAGAGUAUAAAGAUAUUACUAUAAAUGACACAGUCUCAGAAGAAGAAAUGUUUAAUCAGCAUGAACAAGGUACAAAUGAAGUCAGUGCCCCUAAUGAUGAAAUGGAUAUUGAAAGCAGCAGCCGAACUGACAACACUGAAGGAUCGAGCAAUGAAAAUGAACAAAAUGAUUCUAGUGAUGACCCUGAGAAUACUGAAGAUCAGCCCUCUGGUCUUGCAUUGGAUACAUGUCUUCAGCCCCCAGAUCUUGGCCAGCACUUGUUGUCCUAUGAAGAUGGAAUAUUUUGUAUUGCCCCAGCAGAGAGAAAUACACCUAUAAGUAUGUUUAAGAUUCCUAAAUUAGAAUCUUUGGCUUUCCCGGUGCAGUUUCCUGAUGGUAUGAACACCAUUGAUGAGCCUGAUCGAGCAAAACGUGUCUCCCCUAGCAGAUACUUUAACACAAGACUGUUCUCUAUUGACAAUCGUUGUGCAAGAGACACAAACUAUAUCUUCUUUGCUCAGUUUGUCACUGAAAUGCACAUGGCCACAUCUAGUAUGUCUGUUCAGCUGAGGAAAGCAAAACCCAUGACCCGUGAUGGACGCAGAAUAAACUGUUCACUGCUGCAAGACAAAGAGGAGUUAGAAAAGCUUGUGAAUAAUAAGGAGGCAACACGUUUCAUGCAACCAUUAAGAGGGACUCCAGCAUACUGGGAGAAAACUCUGCGUGACUUGUUUGCUAUGCUGAGACAGCUGGGCACACCCACAUUUUUCUGUACGUUUAGUGCUGCUGAGAUGAGAUGGCCUGAAGUCAUAACUGCUAUUAAAGCACAACAAGGUGAAAGUGUGAACUUCUCUGAAUUAGACUGGUCUGAGAAAUGUGAAAUCCUGAGAAGCAACCCAGUCACAGUAAUGCGAAUGUUUGAGAAACGAGUUGAGGCCUUAAUGAGAGAUCUAAUCAUGUCACCCGCUCAACCUCUUGGUGAGG